Peniophora sp. CBMAI 1063 is the source of this 1593-nucleotide messenger RNA. The record is from the annotation of a GenBank genome assembly. Lineage: Eukaryota; Fungi; Basidiomycota; Agaricomycetes; Russulales; Peniophoraceae.
AUGAACGCCGCACCGCCAGAUACAACAUUUGAGCUUCGGAUACAGUUGGCUAACUCUGACAUCUCUGGGUUGGAAGAGCGCUUGAAGGUCAUCAGCAGCCCAUCAAGCAAUGAAUAUGGCAGGUGGCUCACGCGUGGAGAGGUCGAUACAUACGUCUCGCCGACGUCUGAGACCGUCGGCGCUGUCAAUUCCUACCUUUCCCAACAUGGCCUCGCGGCAACAGCCUCCACCUCGGCAGGAGAUGUUCUCACAGUCAGCGUCACGGUCGAGCAGGCCAACGCUCUCCUCGGAACCGAGUAUUACACCUUCCAGUCCACAGAAACCCACCAAUCGACCGUGCGCACCCUCCAGUACUCCAUCCCCUCUUCCCUCAAAGGCCACAUCAACUAUGUUCAUCCUACAACUUCGUUCCCGAACUAUGCCAAGAGCGGAUUACGCCUCACGAAGACACUGAACGACGCCUCAUCACCGUCAUCGGAUCCCGUCAAUGCAACUUGCGCUGAGAUUAUUACUCCCAAGUGCAUACAGCAGAUGUAUGGCCUCCCGACGGAUCCUGCGACUGCCACGUCUAACCCGAACGACUCAAUCACAGUCACUGCAUAUGGUGAUCAAUACGCUCAACGGGCUGAUCUUCAGGACUUCCUCGAGAUCCUCCGACCCGAUAUCGACCCCAACACCACUUACGAACCCUUCUAUAUCGGUGACGGCCCUAAGGACCCCCAAGGAUACAACUUUUCAGGACUGGAAGCUGAUCUUGACGUCGAGUAUACUGUCGGCUUAGCCACAGGCGUACCGGUUCGCUUCGUCUCGGUCUCCGAUUCGGCCGCCAACGACGACACUGGCGGCUUCCUCACUACUGCUGAGUCACACUUGGCGAAUGCGAGUAGCUCGCACGUUGUGACUACAUCGUACGGAAUCGAUGAAGACACCAUGUCGGUACCCAUUGCCCAGUCUCUAUGCAACAUUUACAUGCAGCUGUCUGCCAUGGGCACGACCGUGAUCUUCGCAUCCGGCGAUGGUGGCGUCGCAGGCGGUGGCUUCAAGUCUUGCACGACGUUCGGUACGACCUUCCCAUCCGGAUGCCCAUACGUAUUAUCCGUCGGCGCCACUCAAUACAACGGAACAGAAACCGGCGCCUUCCUCAGCUCUGGCGGCUUCUCCAACAUCUUUCCACGCCCAUGGUAUCAAGACAAAGCCGUUUCCGGCUUCCUCGAUUCCCUUGGCGAUGAGUAUGAUGGCCUGUACAAUGCGUCAGGUCGUGGGAUUCCGGAUGUUGCAGCGAUCGGCGCCCAGGUCGAAGCGGCGUGUCAAGAGGUCUUCGGCUUGGUAGCCGGUACCAGCAUCAGCGCGCCUGUCUUCGCGUCGGCCAUCGCCAUCCUGAACGACAGGCUUCUUGCCGCUGGCAAGCCAACGCUCGGGUUCAUCCAACCUUUGCUGUACGAGAACCCACACGCGCUGACCGACAUCAUUGGCGGGAACAAUCCCGGCUGCAACACGACUGGGUUCAAUGCAGUCGAAGGAUGGGAUCCCAUCACCGGUCUUGGUGUACCCAACUUCGACAGUAUGUUGGAGGUCGUCGGAAUCGAUGGCUAG